Chroicocephalus ridibundus (black-headed gull) is the source of this 1308-nucleotide messenger RNA. RefSeq names its product nuclear cap-binding protein subunit 2. The transcript is spliced from 4 exons. Gene Ontology annotation, biological process: mRNA cis splicing, via spliceosome. Gene Ontology annotation, cellular component: nuclear cap binding complex. Gene Ontology annotation, molecular function: RNA cap binding. The record is from RefSeq and is a predicted model, not a curated record. NCBI's taxonomy places the organism in Eukaryota, Metazoa, Chordata, Aves, Charadriiformes, Laridae. The coding region runs from base 138 to 644 and encodes 168 amino acids.
CCCGCGCCGAGCGGCAGGCGCCGGGGCCAAUCGGGCGGCGCGGCGGAUCGUCUCCUCAGCUUGCCGUCGGGUGGGCGCCGCGGCGGUUCUGGAAGGAUCGCGGGGUCGGGGCCCGGGCCCGGCCGGCGGCGGGCGAGAUGUCGGGGCUGCUCCACACCACCCUGAGCGGGCUCAACAGCGACUCCUACUGCGAGAUCAGCCAGUAUCGCGACCAGCACUUCCGGGGUAGCAGGCAGCUGCAGGAGAAAUCCCUGAAAAUCUCCUCGACGCUGUAUGUCGGCAACCUGUCCUUCUACACCACCGAGGAGCAGAUCCAGGAGCUCUUCUCCAAGUGCGGAGACGUCAAGAGAAUUGUCAUGGGGCUGGACAAGAUCAAGAAAACCCCCUGUGGCUUCUGUUUUGUGGAAUACUACACAAGAGCAGACGCUGAACAUGCAAUGCGAUUUAUCAACGGCACACGGCUAGAUGACCGCAUCAUUCGAACUGACUGGGAUGCAGGGUUUAAGGAAGGGCGACAGUAUGGAAGAGGAAAGACUGGAGGACAGGUGCGAGAUGAGUACCGGACAGACUACGAUGUGGGAAGAGGUGGCUUUGGCAAGAUCAUUCAGAUGCAGAAGGCAAAUCAUCAGCCCGCGAUCUAUUAAUUGCCUCGUGGCUUCUAGCUCGUAGAGGACUCUGUCCUUCCAGAGCUAGCUCUGUUCUCGCGUUUUGGAUUGGGGUAGGGAGGGAGAUCCAAGUUCCAGCAAAAGGUGACCCUCCUUAGACUGUGGAUAUACACGUAUUCAUUCCCCCUUCCUUCUGGGCUAGAGAGGAUGUUCUGUGCUGUUACAGGGCAACAAGGGAAAAAAAAUGGACAGCUCUGCAGGAUUAUGGGUAAGAAGAAAUGCAGCAUGUCACACACACCUUCUGCUAUGACAUACUCUUCACGUUGCAGCUAAGCAAGUGGCUUCCUCUAAGCGGCAGCUGCAGCCAUGGCUGUUCUCAAAUGGAACUUCUUAAAAGCUUACCACCAUCAGAGCCCUGGGCACCUUGUGGGGAUGCGCAAGAGAUUCAGGUUUCUAAUUUACAACCUCAUCUGCUUACAAAGCAGUAUUGCUGUUUGGAUGAGAGAAGUGGAGCAAGGUCUUAGCAUCCACUUGGAGGUGCUUGUCUGCACACCUAGCCCUUGGGUUGGUCAGGGCCUGCAGAGCAUUUCUCUUUAUGAUGCCCCCAGUGCUGCCUGUCUCUUCAGAUCCUCACUGUUCGGCAUGAUUUUGUUAAAAGUUUCUUUUAAUUUUUUAAAUAAACAGUUUUAUUGGGUGUGGCUGA